UCAUCUUUCUGCUCUCAGAGCACACCACUCUGUUUCGCAGAUUUCACAUAUUGCGCCAAUGGUAGGAACCUUCGAAGUCGGAGCCGUCCCUUUCAACCCCGACGGUUGGGGUCCACCAGAUACCGCUUCCGGUACCACCACCAACCUCCCACUCAACGUUCCUUUCGCACCCUUCUCCCGCUCCGACAAAGUGGGCCGAAUCGCCGAUUGGACCCGCAACUUCAAUAACCCGGCUCGCCCAAAGAACCCGGCCGAUUCCGUCUUCGACUUCACAAACGACGACUCGUUCCCUGCUUCGGCCGACGACGACUCGUCGUUCCGCUUGGUCGACGGCAAGCCCCCUCCGCGUCCCAAAUUCGGACCUAAAUGGCGAUUCCAACAACAACGACAACUCCCUCAGCGUCGUGACGAAGAGGUGGAAGCGCGAAAACGCGAAGCGGAGAAGGAAAGAGCACGCCGCGACCGACUCUACCACCUUAACCGAUCAAACCCUAACGCUCCUCGGCGUGAAGCUGCAGUUUUCAAAUCCUCUGUGGAUAUCCAACCCGAAUGGAACAUGCACGACCAGAUCCCCUUCUCCACCUUCUCGAAGCUCUCCUUCAGCGUUCCCGAACCCGAAGACCUUCUCCUCUGCGGCGCUCUUGAGUACUACGACCGAUCCUACGAUCGCAUCACUCCCAAGAACGAACGCAGACUGGAGAGGUUCAAGAAUCGGAACUUCUUCAAGGUUACCACCACCGAUGACCCUGUUAUUCGCAGGCUCGCUAACGAGGACAAAGCCACUGUUUUCGCCACUGAUACUAUUCUCUCCACUCUCAUGUGUGCUCCCAGGUCUGUUUACUCUUGGGAUAUCGUUGUUCAGCGCGUUGGGAACAAGUUGUUCUUCGAUAAGAGAGAUGGAUCUCAGCUUGAUUUGCUUUCUGUUCAUGAGACCUCGCAGGAGCCACUUCCUGAGGCUAAAGAUGAUAUUAACUCUGCUCAUUCGCUUAGUGUUGAGGCUGCAUAUAUUAAUCAGAAUUUCUCUCAGCAGGUGUUGAUUAGGGAUGGGAAUAAGGUUACUUUUGAUGAGCCUAACCCAUUUGCUAAUGAAGGUGAAGAGGUUGCUUCUGUGGCUUAUAGGUAUAGGAGGUGGAAGCUUGAUGAUGAUAUGUAUCUUGUUGCGAGGUGUGAGGUUCAUAGUGUUGUUGAUGUUAACAAGCAGAGGUCUUUCCUUACUUUGAAUGCGUUGAACGAGUUUGAUCCCAAGUAUUCGGGUGUUGAUUGGCGGCAAAAGUUGGAGACGCAGAGGGGUGCUGUGUUGGCUACUGAGCUUAAGAACAAUGCUAACAAGUUGGCUAAAUGGACUGCUCAGGCUCUGUUGGCGAGUGCGGAUAUGAUGAAGUUGGGAUAUGUGUCGAGGAUUCAUCCCCGUGAUCAUUUUAACCAUGUCAUUUUGGCUGUGGUUGGAUAUAAGCCAAGGGACUUUGCAACACAGAUUAAUUUGAACACGUCGAAUAUGUGGGGGAUUGUGAAGUCUAUUGUGGACUUGUGCAUGAAAUUGAAUGAGGGAAAGUAUGUUCUUGUGAAGGAUCCAUCGAAGCCCCAGGUUAGGAUUUAUGAGGUUCCCGCUGAUGCAUUUGAAAAUGACUACGUGGAGGAGCCACUUCCGGAAGAGGAACAAGUUCAACCUCCGGCAGAAGGUGCUGAGGGUGGAGAGGCAGCUGCUACCACUAAUGCUGUGGAAGAUAAGCAGAUAGAUGAUCAAGCCUAAGAAUUUUCUAGGUUUUUCUGUUUGGUGCACUUCCUCCUGAUUUGUUGUAUAGAGGAGCCCCCUUCUAAACCCCUUCUAAAAUCCAUGCUGAUAAGAAGGCUUACGUGGAAAUUGGAGUGCCUGGUGUCUAACCUGUGCAUGUAUGAGUUUUACACACUGUAGUGGCCAUAUCACUCUAAUACCACUUGCUGUGAGGCAGAAUGUAUUCUGCUCCCUCUUCCUGCACCCAGUCAUUGUUUUGUUGGUUGGUGAUUUUGACUGUCUUUGGACCCUGACCAUAGGCAUCUAUUAACAAUUUUUAAUGACUUGAGAAAAUAUUAGCACCCUGAUUAAGUUACUGAAUCUUUAAUGUGCAUGUAUAAGGAAUUCUCGAAAUAAGCUUAUUUCUAAACAUUUCGGCAGGCAAAACAGUAAGUUAAUCUCUUCAUUUCCCCUCUAAAGAAAAGAGAGAGGAGGCAUCUAUUAUAGUGUCAGCGAGGUAUAGGAUGUCUCCUAAAUUGAAGGCCAAAGAGGACAUGCCUUAUAAUUAUUUAUCUAAAACUAGCAAGUUUGGUACGAGUAAUGAGAUCUGGAACUACUCAAAACUCAGGUUAUAUGUUGAUAGGUGCAGAACUAUUUAUUAUGUGUGAUCACUAAAGGCAAUCAAGUAGCAUUCUGUUGUGCCUUUUCUGGAACUAUUUUUUAAAGUGAAUUUUACACAACAUUAUUAUGCAUUUAUUGGAGACAUAAUCAUUUUCUACUGGGAUGAGGGAGAUUCAAUGAUCGUAGAAACAGUGACGACUACGUCAUUUGAAUGUCGUUUGAUGGGCAGAAUAAUAAUUUGGACCUUUAAUUUUGCUAAUAAUAUUUACUCGUAGAUAACGUGUGAUUUUUUGGGUCGGUGCAGGUCAGAUGUUUACUUGGAUUAAUGGCCGUUCACUUGGGAGCAGAUUGGACUCGAUCAUUUUCUCUUUCGCACUGCUUAUUUGUCGGCCAAAAUUUUGCAAUUUAACUUCGUGAUGUUCCUUUGGACCAAAAGUUUUAAAACUCUUUCUGAUUUUUUUAUGCUACACCUGUCUAUGAUUUACAGACCUUAGCAUAUUUAAGUGGAAUGAAUCAGUGCGUUUCAAAAUUGUAUCACGCUCAUUUGGGUUUAGUUUUAUUAAGCAAUUUCAUUAGUUUUUUCUUUUACUGUCAUGUGGUUUUCAGAGAUUUCCAUGUUGGCUCUGAAUGGUCUUGAGAUUUGAAAGCUACGAAACAUAAAUUUAUUGUUAUCUUGCGCUCGAUUUGUAAACGACUAAAUUUGUAGUAUUAAAACAUGCUUUAUUUCGUAUUUUUAGGGCAUUAUCCAACAUUUUUGGUCUAACUUCAUUUCUAAAUUUGUCAGAUUGGAGAGUUUCACUAGGUUAUCACUAGCCUGCCCAUUCUAGAUAAAAUGGGUCUAAAGAUCUAGCCAGGGUCGUUUUGGGCUUAAAGGAAGAAUAUAGGCCCAAGUAAUUUAAGAUUAGUAUGGCGUGGAUCAUCUCUGCUAUUUAUACAAGAUUGCAUCGAACUUUUAGGACCCUUUUUGAAACAAUUCUGUGUAGCAAUUCAAUUUUUACGUCCCUUGAUAUU
This is a messenger RNA of Abrus precatorius (Indian licorice), 3343 nucleotides long. Its product is annotated as eukaryotic translation initiation factor 3 subunit D-like. The transcript has 2 exons. Lineage: Eukaryota; Viridiplantae; Streptophyta; Magnoliopsida; Fabales; Fabaceae. Gene Ontology annotation, biological process: translational initiation. The coding region runs from base 59 to 1750 and encodes 563 amino acids. Gene Ontology annotation, cellular component: cytoplasm; eukaryotic translation initiation factor 3 complex. Gene Ontology annotation, molecular function: translation initiation factor activity. The record is from RefSeq and is a predicted model, not a curated record.